GGAGUCUAGUCUCUGCUCUCUUCAACAUGAGGACAGCACAGUACAUUGCCCUCUUCAUGUUCCUGACUCUGCUCUGCCCAAUCCAGGUGCAGACCGCUCCCGUGCCUGAGGAUUGGACAGGCCUGAUCACCCGAGCCAAGCGCUCUCUCCUUUGGCGAUGGAAUACUCUGAAGCCUGUUGGCGCAAGCUGCAGAGAGCACGACGAGUGUGGGACCAAAUACUGCAGGAAAAAGAUCUGUUCUUUCCAGGUUUUUACAUCUUGAACUGAAAUGUGAGCUCURCUAUAACUCUGGACACAGCCAGAACAACAAUCAAUGGAAAAGCAACAAUCAAUGGAGCCUGUCAAUGGAAUGCCUAACUGUUCCAAGUGAUGUCACAGGACUUCAUUUGGCUCACCAAAUAUUUGGUAAAAACAGCUAACCAACUAAUUUGAACAGCUCAAAACUUCAGAACUGAUAAAAAAAAUGUGCCAGGUACAGUCUAACAGUAAGUAAGCUGUAAAUGUUGUAAAGUUAUGUGAACCCGGUAUCAGUAUGUACAAUCAGAUAAUAGCUUUCCCAUUGGAGAUACUUCAUUUAUCCAAUCAACAAAAUGUUUCAAAAACAAAAUACAGACAAUGCACUCAACCAA
Salvelinus sp. IW2-2015 is the source of this 630-nucleotide messenger RNA. RefSeq names its product liver-expressed antimicrobial peptide 2. The record is from RefSeq and is a predicted model, not a curated record. Lineage: Eukaryota; Metazoa; Chordata; Actinopteri; Salmoniformes; Salmonidae. Gene Ontology annotation, biological process: antimicrobial humoral immune response mediated by antimicrobial peptide; defense response to bacterium.